AUGGAAUUGAAGUGUUUGGCUCUGGCUGCCUUCCUCUUCAUCGCUUAUGUUGCUGCAGAUGAUUUUCCAUUCCCUCUUAGCGAGGCACACCAAGCGCCUGACUUGAUUAAAGAUUUGGAUUACAUUGUUGUGGGUGGCGGAGCUGCAGGGUGUGCAUUGGCUACAACACUUUCACAGAAUUUCACUGUUCUUCUGCUUGAGCGAGGUGGCUCCCCUUACAAUAACCCGCUGUUUAUGAGAGAGGAGAAUUUUAUGCUUGGUUUACUUGAUGAAGGAACACAAGGCUUUGUCAGCACAGAUGGUUCUUGGAGUCGAGCCCAAGAAAUCAAACAGAUCGGACUUGACCCUGUUAAAGCCAAUGCUUCCUACAUUUGGGCCGAGAAUGUGAUUGUUUCCCUACCAACUUUAGGACCUUUCCAGACAGCUUUCCACAAGGGGCUGGUUGAAGCCGGAGUGACACCGGAUCUCGGUGCUACAUACGAGCACUCUGUGGGGACCAAGACCGGAGGAACCUUGUUUGAUGAGAAUGGCCAGCGCCGACCGUCUUCCAACUUGAUCGCCGCUUAUGCUAACCCGCAAAACCUUCAGGUCCUGCUGAAUGCUCAAGCCGUGAAGAUCCAUUUCGAUGUGUCUGAUUCUGGAGCUCCAAGGGCGAUGGAAGUUGAUUUCAUCGACCGAAAUGGAGGUCUUCAUACUGCUUUUCUCAAACAAGAUUCGGCCAGUGAGAUUAUCCUCUCCGCCAGCGCAAUCGGAACUCCUCAUCUUCUUAUGUUGAGCGGUGUUGGGCCGGCUGAUCACCUCAAGCAGUUCAACAUCAAUGUCGUCCUCGCCUUGCCUGUUGGCAAGAACAUUGCAGACAAUCCAGCCACAAGAGUCUACGUGCCAUCGCCUCUGCCUGUUGAGUCUGCGCUCGUAAAGGUGGCGGGUAUCACCCCCUUCGGCAGCUAUAUCGAGUCCCUCAGUGGAGUCCAGAACCUUCAGGGCAGCGUCAUCUUCCAAAAGGUGGCAGGCCCAAAAUCCACCGGAGAAGUGCUCCUUAGUAACGACAGCUUGGACAUUACCAACAAUCCCGUCAUCACUUUCAACUAUUACAACAACUCAGAUGAUCUAGCAACCUGCAUUGGCGGUCUUAACAUCAUGGAGAAGUUCCUGCUGUCCAAGACAAUGACCCCUUUUGUGAGCGGCAUGCAAGCUAUGCCAUCGGGCAACGUGCUUGGCUUGCCGAUCCGCAAGUUUACGUCACAGGAGGUUAUCAACGCGACACUGAGUGCAUACUGCAAGGUUAAUGUUGGUACAAUGUGGCAUUACCAUGGUAGCUGCCGGGUUGGCCAGGUGGUAGACUCCCAGUACAAGGUGUUGGGUGCGGAGAGGCUCAGGAUUGUCGAUGGAUCUGUGUUUGACUUCUGCCCAGAUUGUGCAACACGGGGCAAACAGAUUCUCUCGUGCAUUGACACCACCGAUCCAAAGGUGUGGCUGCCUGGACCAUGCCCACGGCGUAUUCUACAUCUUCUCACAUACACGGGAUUUGCUUUAAGAAAUAGCGAGCGAUGUGACGGAAAUGCGCUGGUGAACGUUUUGGCACAAGAUGGACAGCUUGUACUGGUAUGGUCUGCUGGAAUUCCAUUUGAGACGAUGUGUCUUAUUUUUAUUUCACCAUAUUCCGUGACGGGUAUAUUGGGUAUUUGGCAUGACUUGUUUGAUUUGAUGCCGCAGCGCGAAGAGGUCACUUGGAACGCACUGGUGUCUCGAUUAUCUGAUAUUUAA
Messenger RNA from Selaginella moellendorffii, 1764 nucleotides. Its product is annotated as protein HOTHEAD. Bases 1 to 1764 code for a protein of 587 amino acids. Gene Ontology annotation, molecular function: oxidoreductase activity, acting on CH-OH group of donors; flavin adenine dinucleotide binding. The record is from RefSeq and is a predicted model, not a curated record. Lineage: Eukaryota; Viridiplantae; Streptophyta; Lycopodiopsida; Selaginellales; Selaginellaceae. The transcript is spliced from 5 exons.